GCCAAGUUUCCCCUGGGGCGCCCGCCGCCGCCAGUGCCGCUGCGCUGGGCAGUCGCUCCCCGGUCCUCCAUCUCGCCGCCGCCCGGCCAUGGAGCUGUGGCAGGUGCCGCUGCUCUUCUCGCGGCUGCCUAUGUUCCCCUUCUUCGACCUGGCGCACUAUGUGGCCUCCGUCAUGGCGCUGAAGGAGCAGCGGGGAGCAGUGGAAGUGUCAGUCCGAAGUCCAGUUGCCUGCUGGUUUAGUGCUAUGCUUUAUUGCUUUGGUGGUUCAGUUUUGUCUUCGUUGAUGCUUGCAGAACCUCCAGUAGCAUUUCUGGUGAGGGGCACAAAUAUUCUACUGGCAUCUUCAGUCUGGUAUCUUGUGUUUUACUGCCCACAAGACAUAUUCUACCGGUGCUUUGCCUUUCUGCCUCUUCGGCUUCUGGUUGCAGGAAUGAAAGAAGUGACUAGGACUUGGAAGAUAACAGCUGGCGUUGCACAUGCAGACAGUCACUUCAAAGAUGCCUGGCUUGUCAUGGUAGCUGUGGGCUGGGCCAGAGGAGCUGGUGGUGGACUAAUUUCCAACUUUGAGCAGCUGGUGAGAGGAGUAUGGAAACCUGAAACCAAUGAACUACUGAAGAUGUCCUACCCUGUGAAGGUAACUUUGAUAGGAGCCAUUCUUUUCACCCUGCAACACAGCCAGUACUUUCCAAUAACAAGACACAACCUCAUGUUUUUAUACACUGUCUUUCUUGUCGUCUCCAAGGUAACAAUGAUGUUGACAAGAUCUGCAACUUCUCCAUUUGCUCCCUUUGAGGCUGCAUUAGGCCAUAUGUUCUUUGGCUUGCAAAAGACACCAUACAAAGUGAAGGGUGAAGGUGCCGCAUCUUCCAAUGGUUCUUCAGUCUGUGACCGAUCUUCUUCUGAACAGCACCAUGAUGGUGUUAAGAAAAGACAGGCAAAGAAAACAGAAUAAGUGGCUCAAAAUCCUUGAUGGUCAUAACCUUUGAAGAUGUUUGUAUUUCAGAUUAGGCUGGCUGAGAAAAUUGUUUAAAGAAAUGCAUGUGAGGAGAGAACAGGGCUGUAUACUACUGUGUUGUUGUUCGCCUUCGGAAUGUGUUUUGUAAGCUACUGUUCAGAUGUCUAAAUGCACAUGUUGGAUUUGUAAGUUAAAAACUAUAAAUUUUUAUAGUGGUUAUAAUUUACUAAAUUUUGUAUUUAUGAUAA
Messenger RNA from Harpia harpyja (harpy eagle), 1203 nucleotides. It is a transcript of the gene TMEM38B, whose product is annotated as transmembrane protein 38B. Gene Ontology annotation, molecular function: identical protein binding; potassium channel activity. The record is from RefSeq and is a predicted model, not a curated record. The transcript has 6 exons. The coding region runs from base 89 to 952 and encodes 287 amino acids. Gene Ontology annotation, biological process: potassium ion transmembrane transport. Lineage: Eukaryota; Metazoa; Chordata; Aves; Accipitriformes; Accipitridae. Gene Ontology annotation, cellular component: membrane.